Penicillium macrosclerotiorum is the source of this 846-nucleotide messenger RNA. Its product is annotated as SDR family oxidoreductase. Bases 1 to 846 code for a protein of 281 amino acids. Gene Ontology annotation, molecular function: oxidoreductase activity. The record is from RefSeq and is a predicted model, not a curated record. The transcript is spliced from 3 exons. NCBI's taxonomy places the organism in Eukaryota, Fungi, Ascomycota, Eurotiomycetes, Eurotiales, Aspergillaceae.
AUGUGGCUGAUUACCGGUGCCUCAUCAGGUCUAGGCAAAGCUAUUGCAUCAAACGCAUUGAAAGAAGGAUACAAGGUCAUCGGAACCACACGUAACGAAGAAAAGGCGAGACAAGGUUUCCCAGAGUUUGAAUCAAACGGAGGCAUGUGGCUCUCAUUAGAUCCUGGAAAGGAAGAUGCCUUUGAUAAGAUGAGAGAAUUUUCAAACAUGUAUAGCAUUGACGUUUUGGUAAACAAUGCCGGCUAUGCAUUCAUCGGAGGAGUUGAGGACACAAGUGAGGAAGAGAUUCGGUCUCAAAUGGAGGUCAAUUUUUACGGACCGCUUCGUCUGAUUCGCGCUAUCCUGCCUCAAAUGCGUGCCAAAAAUUCAGGAAACAUUGUUCUUAUCAGCAGCGGAGCAGGAUUUAUCGCGAGACCGGCUCGUGCAACAUACUCUGCAAGUAAAUUUGCAAUUGAAGCCAUUCAUGAAUCGUUGUCACAGGAGCUUGAGACAUUUGGUGUGAGAGUCCUGGUUGUAGAACCGGGUGCUUUCCGUACACCCUUUUCUAGUCGGAUUCUAACGCCAGCUCAAAUUGAAAAUCCUCGAGGCUUCAGCGAGGCGUACAAAGGAACCCCGGUUGAACAAAUGGUUGAUGCAACCCGUAGCAUCAGCUCUAUGUCGGACCACGUCAAGGGUGAUCCUGAGAAGGCCGCACAGGCUAUCAUAAACGCCGUUGAACAAGGUCACGACUAUCUUCGACUUCCAUUAGGUUCCGACUGUGUCUCGGCACUAGAAACCAAGAUUGCACAAUUAAAAAGUGAUCUUGAUAAAACCAGAAAAAUCGCACUGUCUACCGAUAUCUCAUAA